Messenger RNA from Dovyalis caffra, 582 nucleotides. The record is from the annotation of a GenBank genome assembly. Lineage: Eukaryota; Viridiplantae; Streptophyta; Magnoliopsida; Malpighiales; Salicaceae.
AUGGCCGCCACAUCUUCUCUUACCUCUUUUAGCUCUUCCACAUCUCCUUUCAUUGGCUCAAAAAUUUCCACCAGUCUGCCUUGUUCAGCACCGCCGUCUCGUGUCAGCUUCCGCCCUUGUCGAGUAUCCGCUGCCUGUGCUUCCACCGCCGAGAGACCCACAUCAUACAUCGCUACACCAACAUCAGCAUCAUCUCUCUACGAAGUUCUUGGGGUUCAAAUGGGUGCCACGUGUCAAGAGAUCAAAGCUGCUUAUCGAAAACUGGCAAGAAUUUUGCAUCCCGAUGUUGCAGCUAACGGUCAAAGGAAGGACACAGCUUAUGAGUUCAUAAGACUCCACGAAGCUUAUGAAACUCUGUCUGAUCCUGCAAAACGGGCAGAUUACGAUCGCACCCUUUAUAGACGAGGAAGACAAAUGAGCUCUCCGUUUUCAAUGUCUGCUGCUACUGCAACAACAAUGGCAGCAGGUUAUGCUGCUGGUGGAUUUUCUGGGUAUACAAGGCAGAGAUGGGAAACUGAUCAGUGCUGUAUUGACCCCCAAAUCCUCACAUCUUGGGGAUCGAUUGCUGUUGUAAAUAGUUAA